AUGGAAGAAACCCUCGUCCUCUCCAAAUUCGACAGCCUCGUUCAAUCCGGUCUCGUCCUAUACGAUGACAAACAGCGAACCAUUGAGCACAUUGAUGGGAGCCUCAAAUUCCAAUUUAUUCUUACGUCUGCUCUCGCCAAAAAGCCCACCCUAGCCACCCCGCAGUCCCAGCCCGAGGUUGAGAGCAGCGACAUUAGCACCACCGGCUUCGAACUCGGCACGCUACAUAGCCACGUUUUGAUCGUGAACAAGUUCUGCUUUGCGCGACCCCACCUCAUGCUACUCACAUGUGAUGGAUACAAACGACAGUAUGAGGCACUUGAGGAAGCUGAUUUAGACGGUGUAUGGCAGAUCUUGAUCUCCAUGGAGAGAGACUACGUUGCCUUUUAUAACUGCGGCCAAAAUGGCGGUUGUAGUCGGCUGCAUAAACAUAUGCAGUUGAUGCCUUUACCGGCAGACAGCUUCGCAGCCUUCCUGGAUUCUUCCGACGAGCCUGAGCCCAACGUUCCGUUUGAGUGGUUCUAUCGACGCUUGGAGGGCGAGGUGACCCCCGCAGUGUUGUUUGGAGUCUACAAAGCCCUGCUGAAUGAAAGUACAAAGGCAGGCGGGGACUAUGUGACGAGUGGACCGCCUGGAGCAGUCUGUCUGCAUAAUAUGAUUCUUACCAAGAGAUGGAUGAUCGUGCUGCCGAGAAGACGAGGAGGAAUCAACAAGGAGGCUGGGGUGAAUUCGUUGGGCAUGCUGGGGGUGAUUGCCGUGGCUACGAUGAAGGAGAUUGACAACUGGGUCAGGUUGGGUUUGACGGAAUCCCUGGCAGAGGUUGGCGUGCCCAGGAGCAUAUGA
Penicillium coprophilum is the source of this 843-nucleotide messenger RNA. RefSeq lists its product as uncharacterized. Gene Ontology annotation, biological process: nucleotide metabolic process. NCBI's taxonomy places the organism in Eukaryota, Fungi, Ascomycota, Eurotiomycetes, Eurotiales, Aspergillaceae. Gene Ontology annotation, molecular function: ATP binding; ATP:ADP adenylyltransferase activity. Bases 1 to 843 code for a protein of 280 amino acids. The record is from RefSeq and is a predicted model, not a curated record. The transcript has 3 exons.